CAUAUGAAGAAUAAAGAUGGUCCCUUGACUUGGGUAUCGUAAAAUCGUUAUCAUAUGUCUCUUUUGUCGAUUGUGGUAGAAGAAUCCUACGCAGCUUAGGCUUCAAAUUAUAAAUUUUAAUCCGAAAAACUCGAGAUUUUUAGAAUCUUUCAAUUUUCCACCAAACCCGACUACUAAAUUCAGUCUUUGUUUCUUCUCUUUCUAUUUGAAUGCACUAAAUUCUUGGGGGUUUCUUAUCAACUCAUCUCUAUCUGUUCUCUACUUUAAAAAUAAAACAACCAUAAAUUCCACUUGUUUCAUCAUCAUUUCCUUCUUCAAGGCAGCGAAUUUCAUUUCACAGCUGACAAGUAAAUUAAAGUAUUCAUCAUGGGAGCUUGUUGCUGUUGUUUGGGUAUCAGGGAUCCUGAACUACAUGUUUCCACUUUUAUCAGUCUCAAUAGCGUCAUUCAUGCCCUCAGGGGAAAGUUUACCGGAGUAAGGAGCAACGAGCAAUCGGAUUCGCCCGCUUCGAAUUCUCAAGUGUCAGCCCCUUUGGAUUCUAAUGCUGCAUUUAACAAUAUCAUCACACAUACUGCAAGGGUCUUGCAUUCCGAAGCUGAUACGACACCCUCAUACGAGUACGAUCGGAUUGAAGGAAGAGAGGAUUAUCGACUCAAUCACACGGAACACGCAAGUAUAGGAAACAAAUCAGCUGGAGUUCAAUGCGAAUCUCAAUUGAAGUUCUCACACGAUAAACCUGAAACUGAAGUUGGUUGUGACUAUGGAUCAUUAGAAGAUGAAGAUGUUUGCCCCACAUGUCUUGAAGAUUACAUUCCCGAAAAUCCAAGAAUAGUUCUUCAAUGUUCCCACACUUACCACCUUGGUUGCAUAUAUGAGUGGAUGGAGAGAUCCGAAAACUGUCCUAUUUGUGCCAAGAUGAUGAUGUUUGGUGAAGCAGAAAUUGGAUCACCAUUAACCAAAGAUGAACGUAUGAUUUUUGAGGGUACAUUUCAAUAGUUUUUUUUUUCCGAGUUUUGUAGUUUGAUGAGAAAGAGAUAUAGGUUCCUGCAUUGCUAUUUAUACCAUUGCAAGAAAUUAUGUACUCUUUUUUUUUUCACUGAAAAGAAGAUUUAGUCUAAUUGCUUGAUAUAAUCACCAAGAAAUUAUGAAAAUUGUAUCUUCAAAGGCAGCAACUGACAGUUAAUAACGAGUGAAAUACGAGAUCCAGUAAUACACUAAUCAUCGACAUCGAUACACAAAUAUAUGUAUGUCAAGACAAAGCAGACAUAAAAGGCAUGAGUUUCCAACAAUUUAUCCUUUCUCAUGCUGUUUUCUUUUUUAAAGAAAAGAACCAUAGUGCAUGGAUCUAUGUCCAUAUUCACAUAUAACCAAAAGCAUAGUUAAAUUAAUUGUACCCAUUUUCAUGCAGCAAAGCAUCCCAAAUGGCAUGAGUAAAUAGGUUCCAGAGUAAGGUCUAGUUCAUUCCUCCUCAUUUCUGUUGCUUCUUCCUGGUAUG
Messenger RNA from Gossypium arboreum, 1495 nucleotides. RefSeq names its product E3 ubiquitin-protein ligase AIRP1-like. The transcript has 5 exons. Gene Ontology annotation, molecular function: ubiquitin-protein transferase activity. Bases 367 to 996 code for a protein of 209 amino acids. Lineage: Eukaryota; Viridiplantae; Streptophyta; Magnoliopsida; Malvales; Malvaceae. The record is from RefSeq and is a predicted model, not a curated record.